UUGAUCAUGGCGGACACAAAGAAGAUGGUAACCUUGAUGAGUUCUGAUGGAGAAACUUUUGAGGUUGAAGAAGCUGUUGCACUUCAAUCUGGCACGAUUAAGCAUAUGAUUGAAGAUGGUUGUGCUGAUAAUGCUAUACCUGUACCAAACAUAAGAAGCAAUAUCUUGGCUAAAGUUAUAGAGUAUUGCAAGAAACACGCCGAAGAAACCCCUCAAGGAGAUGCUCGGCGUCGAUAUACUGUGGAAGAAGAUCUUAAGAAUUGGGAUGCUGAGUUUAUUAUUAAGGUCAAUGACUACAUCCUGUUCGAUCUUAUCUUAGCAGCAAAUUAUCUGAACAUCAAGGACUUGUUGGAGCUGACUACCCAGAAGGUUGCAGAUACGAUCAAGGGUAAGACACCAGAGCAGAUCCGCAAGUAUUUCUACAUUAAGAAGGACUUCACCCCAGAGGAAGAAGCUGAGAUUAUGAAGGAGUACGGUUGGGCUUUCGAAUGAAUUAUCAAUGUCAGUACUACUAGUAAUGUAGUUUGGUGUUUUGUUUUAUUUUAUUGAUUUACUUGAUUUGAUUUGAUUGUUAGAAUGAAAUUUUCAUGUUGUUAUUUUGAUAAUUUAGAGCAAGUUUUUUAAAUGAACCCUGAA
This is a messenger RNA of Papaver somniferum (opium poppy), 636 nucleotides long. RefSeq names its product SKP1-like protein 4. Gene Ontology annotation, molecular function: cullin family protein binding. NCBI's taxonomy places the organism in Eukaryota, Viridiplantae, Streptophyta, Magnoliopsida, Ranunculales, Papaveraceae. Gene Ontology annotation, biological process: SCF-dependent proteasomal ubiquitin-dependent protein catabolic process. The coding region runs from base 7 to 492 and encodes 161 amino acids. The record is from RefSeq and is a predicted model, not a curated record. Gene Ontology annotation, cellular component: cytoplasm; nucleus. The transcript has a single exon.